Prorocentrum cordatum is the source of this 335-nucleotide messenger RNA. The record is from the annotation of a GenBank genome assembly. NCBI's taxonomy places the organism in Eukaryota, Dinophyceae, Prorocentrales, Prorocentraceae.
AUGCUCGACGUGAAGAUCGGCGUGGAGACGGCCGUCGCCGGCUGGCACGGCAAGAGCGCGUUCGCAGCGUGGAGGCAGUCGUACCUGGACAAGGCGACGAACUCGGCCGGCCACGGCUCCCGCCUGGAGGGGUUCGACAGCCCCCCGGAGACUCUCAGGAGCUUCCAGUCGCUGCUGUCCUCGGUGCUGGUCGCCAAGAGGCAGCUCCAGCGCUUCCACAUCCAGUGCAUGACCGCUUCGACGUACCUGCCGCUCUUCCUGGACCUGCACUCGGCCAGCGGCACGGCCGACGCGCCGGACUUGGAGGGCCGGCUGACCAGGAUAGAGACGCAGGA